Messenger RNA from Apis florea (little honeybee), 1559 nucleotides. RefSeq lists its product as uncharacterized. The record is from RefSeq and is a predicted model, not a curated record. Lineage: Eukaryota; Metazoa; Arthropoda; Insecta; Hymenoptera; Apidae.
UUUUCCUUGUUUUGGAGUGUAACGAGCAGGGUCACGUGUUCACGUCUGGUCGGCUUAAUUCGCAAUUUCUCCACUUAAAAUCCCAGUGUUUCGCGGUGAGUCGUUUGCAGAUGUCGAAGGAACGAUGCGAAAUAUUUUUGUGUUAUUAUUGGCAAAAAGAUAUAUGAACAUUUUUUCUCUCUCUCUCUCUUAUUUUUACGAUUAACAAUGUGUCUACGCGUGGUUGAUUUAAUUCGAAACCCCUCCACUUAAAACGAUAAUGCGAAUGCCAAAUGUAUGUGGAGUGUUCCCGUUCCAGAAACAAAAAUAAGAUUGAUGUUUAUUUGUCGUGCGGAACGAUCCAAUAAACAUCUUACGUUGAUUCGAUUAACUGUGCUUCCGGAUAUAUCGGUUCUUGUUAAUAUGUUGAACGUCGCAUGAUUUAAAGAAGAAUAAAUUUACAUAUCGAAGACUUUAAUGGGGAUGUAUAUCGGGAAUUGACGAGAAAUGUUUCCCAAUGUAAUAGUACCAGCAAUGUCCUUGGAGGAAUCGCGGCGUUCGCAGCGUCCGUACAGGUACGGGAUGGUUCUCCUUUGCGUUGGUGCACUGAUAAACUGGUUAGGCCUCGCGGAGAACUACGUCGAACCGGUACGAUAUGUCGGUGUUGCUUGCAUAAUAGCAGGCGCUCUUCUCAUAUGUGCCGCAAUGUGUUGUUGGCUGCACGCACCGCCAAGUAGGGCAGCCAUGCACACACAACACACAAAUCAUCCAAUCACAGCACAAAUAGAUGAUCCGAUCCACGUGAUCUCCAUCGAAGAACCAUCUAGUGUAUCCAGACAAAAACCACCAGAUUACGAGGCGGUCACGGAUGCGCCACCUAGCUACGAUGAUGCCAUCAAGUUAAAUCCUAGUCACCUAUUUAGAAACAAUAGUAGCACGUUGUCGUUGCCAACUGUGCACACCAUGGUCCCUAGAACAGUGGAGAUCGUUUCUAGGGACCCUACACCAUCACCACCGCCGCCUUACGCGAGGUGAGAUAUUUGGCAGCAGCAAUAAUGAUCGCAGUUAAACGAAAGGCUUGCGGUGUGCUGGAGGUCCAGCGUAUUGCAAUACAAACUACAGAUUGCCCGAGUACAAAAGUGGGUGCGAAGAACUCCGUCAUUUGUUGUAACUGUCACGGUACCGUUAAUGAUAGGGGUUGCACUUGAAACAACCAUUUACGGCGGAUAAUUAUAUCUCGUCGUAGCACUGGACCUUGUUUUAGUAGAUUAAAGAUUUGUGUUCAAUGAAUCAAGCAAGUCCUCCAUACAGGGCACCGCAUUUAUCACUGUAUCAACACAACGAUACACGGUCGAAGGUAGAAUCGAAGGUGGUGGAAGCAUCAACUGAUUUAACGAUCACGAUUUGAUUGAUGGACUCCAAAUGGUGAAAAAGACGAAGAUGGCAAAUCGUCGAACGUUCGCAAGAAACUCGAUGAACGAAAAAAACGGAAGAACGAAAAAAAAGAAGAGUCAAUGGAGAUGUGAACAUUGUGCCUUCCUCAAAACGCCUAUUAUUACACAGAGAGAGAGAGAGAGAGA